UGUUUCGGAUUUUAGUAUGGGAAAUGGCAUACAAACGGCCGGUUGUUUUGCUUAUUCUAUCGCGCAUUUUACGGGUUUCAAUGUGAAUUGGUGAUUUCGUGUAAAGACAAAAUUGUAAAUAAAAAUUAAUCAAAACGACGGCAAAACCCAAACAGCAGCAUUAGUGUUGAAGAGAUUACGAGAAACAGAUGAGUGAAUGAACGAAAUGACGAUGUCUGAAUGAAUAUUGCGUUUGAAUUCAAGUGUCCAAAAUCAAAAUAAAGAGAAGACAUUUAUUGCAAUUUUUUCUACAAGUUUUUAAACCUGAUUCAAAUCUUGAUCUGGCAUAUACCACGACUGCGAGUGUUCAAUUAAUCGGAUUAAAAAAUAUACAUAUUUUGGUAACGAUAAUAGUAAAAAAAUGCAAAAAAAGUGCUGAUGGAAAUUUUCUGAUACAAGUUUUAAUUAGAAGCGCAAAAAAAGAAACUAGAACAUUUGAUUUUGUUAAAGUGGAAGAAAAAAAGUGAUAUCCAAAGAAAAGGGACUUCCAAUAGUGGUUUCACCAUUCAAUCGAACAUAGGACAUGACAAUAGCACAAACGUGCAUGAAAACUAUAGCGAUAUAAGUGCAGUUUGGUAGAAAAAAGUUUUUGUUUGAAAUUUUUGUGUGAUUUUUAUGCAAAACGUUAGAAUAACAUAAAAAAAAAAUGGAGUGGACAUGGCUACGUGAUUGGUGGCGUUUGAAAAGGCUUCGACAUUCGCAAUUACGCCAUUCACACGAAGAUAUUUAUUAUGGUCAUAACAGUGACGACGAAGACGACGACGAUGAUAUUUGCUAUUGUGACGAAUGUGUCGAUGGUGACAUUGAUCUUUGCGGAGGCGAUCCAAACGAUGGCAUUGAUUCAGAUUGCAGUGCAUCAUCAAAUUCCGGAAAACAGGUGCUGGUGGGCAUAUGUGCAAUGGCGAAGAAAGCACAAUCAAAACCGAUGACAGAAAUACUGACCAGACUUCGUGAAUUCGACUACAUCCACAUGAUUAUAUUUGACGAAGAAGUCAUUUUGAAAGAACCAGUUGAAAAAUGGCCUUUAUGUGAUUGUCUUGUGUCAUUUCAUUCGAAGGGAUUUCCUCUUGAAAAAGCAAUCCAAUAUGCAUCACUGCGAAAAUGCUUCACUGUCAAUAACUUACCGAUGCAGUACGACAUUCAAGAUCGACGAAAAGUCUACGCGAUUCUUGAAAGUGUUGGCAUUGAAAUUCCAAGAUAUGCCGUACUUGACCGAGACUCUCCCGAUCCAAAGCAUCACGAAUUAGUUGAAUCCGAGGAUCAUGUCGAGGUUAAUGGAAUUACUUUCAAUAAACCUUUUGUAGAGAAACCUGUAUCGGCGGAAGAUCACAACAUUUACAUCUAUUAUCCCACAUCAGCUGGAGGUGGUAGUCAACGAUUAUUCCGAAAAAUUGGCAGUCGAAGUAGUGUUUAUUCGCCAGAGUCUCGCGUUAGAAAGACUGGCUCAUUUAUUUAUGAAGAUUUCAUGCCAACCGACGGUACCGAUGUUAAGGUAUACACAGUUGGACCUGACUAUGCACAUGCUGAAGCCAGAAAGAGUCCGGCACUCGAUGGCAAAGUGGAGCGUGACAGUCAAGGCAAAGAGAUACGGUAUCCGGUCAUUUUGAGCAAUGCCGAGAAACUUAUAUCACGCAAAGUUUGUAUGGCAUUCAAGCAAACCGUUUGCGGUUUUGAUUUGUUGCGAGCCAACGGAAAAUCAUUUGUAUGCGAUGUGAAUGGAUUUAGUUUCGUUAAGAAUUCGAAUAAAUACUACGAUGAUUGUGCGAAAAUUUUGGGAAAUAUGAUUUUACGAGAAUUGACACCAACUUUGCACAUCCCGUGGUCGGUCCCAUUCCAACUUGACGAUCCGCCAAUUGUACCAACUACUUUUGGGAAAAUGAUGGAACUGCGAUGCGUGGUGGCAGUAAUACGGCACGGAGACCGUACUCCAAAACAAAAAAUGAAAGUUGAAGUGAAACAUCCAAAAUUUUUCGAAAUAUUCGAGAAGUAUGAUGGUUACAAACACGGUCACAUCAAACUAAAACGACCCAAGCAGUUGCAAGAAAUUUUGGAUAUAGCACGUUAUUUGCUAUCGGAAAUUCAAACAAAAUCGGCCGAUGCCGAAGUUGAAGAGAAACAGGGCAAAUUGGAGCAACUGAAAGGCGUUUUAGAAAUGUAUGGACACUUCUCAGGCAUCAAUCGAAAAGUACAAAUGAAGUAUCAGCCGAAAGGUCGUCCAAGAGGUUCAUCCAGUGAUGAUGGUAACGGAAAUAUUACUUGCGAUUCAAAAGAACCGUCAUUGGUAUUAAUUUUGAAAUGGGGUGGAGAAUUGACGCCGGCGGGACGCAUUCAGGCCGAAGAGUUGGGCCGAAUUUUCCGCUGUAUGUAUCCAGGUGGGCAAGGCACAUCAAGGCACGACCAGUCUGGUACACAAGGAUUGGGUUUGUUACGACUUCAUUCAACAUUCCGUCAUGAUUUGAAAAUCUAUGCAUCAGACGAGGGUCGUGUACAGAUGACCGCUGCGGCGUUUGCAAAAGGUUUAUUAGCGCUAGAGGGUGAACUGACACCGAUUUUGGUACAAAUGGUCAAAAGUGCCAACACGAAUGGCCUUCUUGACAAUGACUGCGAAAGCAGUAAAGUCCAAAAUAUGGCCAAGAAUCGUCUGCACGAACUAAUGCAAUUGGAUCAUGAAUUCACGGAUGAAGAUCGAAUGGCGAUAAAUCCAACAAAUAGCAUUAGCAUCGCUCAGGCGAUAACUUUUGUAAAGAAUCCAGCUCAAUGUUGCACACAUGUGCAUGAGCUAAUCAAAUCGUUGCUAACUAUAAUCGGAUUGAAAAAGGAUGAUUUGAAAACACGUGACGCCAUUCUGUAUCAUGGCGAAACCUGGGAUCUAAUGGCCCGUCGUUGGGGAAAAAUUGAAAAAGACUUUUGCACAAAGAAUAAGUUUGACAUUUCAAAGAUUCCGGAUAUUUACGAUUGUAUAAAAUAUGAUCUUCAGCACAAUCAACAUACACUGCAAUACGAACAAGCGGAAGAGCUUUAUUUGUAUGCAAAAUAUUUGGCAGACAUCGUCAUACCACAAGAGUAUGGUAUUACAUUACCGGAGAAACUAACGAUUGGUACCGGUAUUUGCACGCCAUUAUUGAAGAAGAUCAAGGCCGAUCUGCAACGAAAUAUCGAAGAGGUUGAAAAUGAAAGUGUGAAUCGUUUAAAUCCACACUAUUCGCAUGGCGUCACAAGCCCCGGUCGUCAUGUACGCACACGAUUAUACUUCACAAGUGAGAGUCACAUUCAUUCUCUGCUCACAGUGCUUCGAUCGGGCGGCUUAGUCGAUGUUAUGACCGACGAACAAUGGAGACGUGCUAUGGAAUACAUUUCGAUAGUCUCCGAAUUGAAUUAUAUGUCGCAAAUUGUGGUUAUGUUAUACGAAGAUCCAACGAAGAACGUCUUAUCAGAAGAACGUUUUCAUGUCGAACUCCAUUUCAGUCCAGGCGUCAAUUGCUGUGUUCAAAAGAAUUUGCCUCCAGGUCCAGGUUUUCGGCCACACAGUCGAAACGACUCAAUUGCUUCAAAGAACACGAGUGGCGAAGAUGAUUCAGCUCCCGCACGAAUCGACGAAGAAAGUGAUAGCCCGCAAGAUGAACAAAAGAAAAGCGUUAGCCAAAAAUCAGUAAUGUUCAGUAUUGGUGACGAUGCAAAUGAUGCAACGGAAAAUCCUCCGCGAAUUGUAAGCAAACAUCGUCAUACACGUGCUUCGAAGCCCAUUCCAAUUGGUAUGCAUCAUACGGUGUGUGGUUCCGAAGCGGUAAAUUUGGCAAAGCGAUUAAAUGAAGAAUUGGCCUCGCAACAAGUGACACAAUGCGGUUCAUUAGGUAAUACAACCACGACCGGUUCAACAAAAAAUAGCCCCGAAGAGUUGCGAUCACGCUCACUAGAACAAGGUGACAAAUCAAAAGCCGGCUAUUCGCGCUACAAAAGCCUACAAGCUGUUAACAAAGAAGAGGAGCAUUUUGAUCCGUACAAAGCAUUGUCCCAAUCGACUCGUUUAAAAUCCGUAAUGACCUAUGAAUCGGCCACAAAUGAGCUACCGCUUUCGUCAAUAACAUUUGAUAAAUGUAACGAAUCACCCGACCCAGAUAAAUUGCAUCGACUCAAUUUCGAUCGUUACGACGUCGAGGAAGGGCGUCACGCAAUGUCACCAUCGGCCACAAAUGAACGUCCAUUGUCCUGUACAUGUUUACCAAACAUGUUUAACGAUGAUCCGGUAAAUGCACCGGGCUCAUUUUAUGGUGACAUCAACGAUGAAUUUCUCUUCAGCGAACCCAUCCUAUCGUCCUCAUGCCCAAUACCGCAUGGUCAUUUCCCAUCCAAUGACAAUCAAAUUUUUUCCGCCGAUUUCAAAGAGCGUCUUAACGAUUAUAAUGCUUUUCGUGAACAUAAACGAUCACAUGCACCACGCAUUUUUCUUAACAAUCAACUACCAAAAAUGUCCGAUUUAAAAUCAAUGCAAAAAGCCAAACUUAGUACCGAUAUAACAACAACAGACGGUAGCGAAUGUAGUUUGCCAAACCUUCCAAUCGACUCAUUUGAUCUAAAACAACAUUCAAUCCAUUCAACAACUAAUACCAAAUCAUUUGCAACGCAUGCAGUGUUCAAAAAGCCAAUCGUCACAUCAUCUCCACAAUUAUCGUCCGAUCCUUCUGUUUGCAAUGCAUACUCGCUAACCAAAUCGAAAAUUAUUUCAACCUCUUCUAAUUCAACCAAUUCUAAAAAUGUACCUAAUGUUAAUAACACGACCAUACCUCAUCCAAAUAUCGUAAAAAUACAUAAUUCAGACGGAACACAAUCGACACAAUGCUCGACGAAAAAACAGGCCAGACACAGUAUUCCGAACCAGAUGGGAUUCUUUAAAAUUAUGGAUAUAGCUGGAGGUUUUAGCAGAAAAAUGGCAACCAGUACAAACAGUUUAUUUUCGACGGCCGUUAUAAGCGGAAGUUCAUCGGCACCAAAUCUACAUCAAAUAAAUACAGCAUCACCAUCAGUAUUGGAAGGAAUUGGCGGUGUGCCAAAUAUUCGGCCACUGGAAACGUUGCACAAUGCAUUGUCGCUGAAGCAAUUGGACGCAUUUUUGGAGAAGAUGACCACCACAACCAUAUUUAAAACGCCAGCAUCAUCACCGCCAAAAUAUCCAUCGACGCCAUUAUUGACACCGACGCAAACUCCACACAACUCCCUGACCGAUAAACCCGGACCGUUGUCAUGUUGGAGCGGUCAAUCUAGCAUGACUGGAAGUUUAAGUGCAAUGUCUAGUGGGGGGCCGUCAAGUCCAGAAAACAGCUACAGCACCCGUAGCGAACUAUCUACAAGCAUCAUAAGCAGUGAAAGUGUGAAUCUUCCAUCCGUCAAUGAAUUGUCGCAAAUGUUUCCAACACUGGAUGGUGAGCUUGGCUCUGUGGCCAAUCAUUUUCGUUUUGACCAUUUAGUGGAGACAGUGAACGAGUGUGCCGAAUGCAUUGAAAGUGAAUUAAAAACGCCGCUACAAAAUGAAAAACAAUUUCCAGCUUCGAGCAUUGACCACGUCACCAGUGUGCCAGACGAAGAAGACGAGGAGCCAACCUUAUCAACUGACUUUGCGUCAAAUCAAAAAGAGUCCAUAUUUACCAGUCACUCCGAUGGAGUCGAAAGCGAAGCGACAAAACUAUUAGAAGCCAUAAUUAAUAAAAGUCCACCAAAACGGCGUCCCGAAAAAUUAAGCACCAUCUCAAAAUCCACACUGGCCCGCAGCACAAACUAUCAAAUACAAAAACAAACGAGUUUGCAUGGCGGUGAAGGAAUGCCCACAACAACAACAACAAGUCGUGAGAAACAACGAGAUUCGAUUAAUCGUUUUCCACGCCGUAAUUUUGAAUAUUCACGUUUUAUGUCGGUCGAUCAGCGUUCCCAGUCUGAUACCGAAGAUAAUGUUGCCAUUAUUGAACCGGGUCAUAUGAAAACCAUAGAUAGUAAAACACAAUCGUGUGCAAAUUUAAAACUAUCGUCUACAUCACCACGUUCGCCGGGUGCCCUUGUCGUGAAGGAAAAAUACAUCGAACUUCCAAAGCAUGUGGCUCAGAGUAUUCGAUCAAAUGCAUCAUCAUCAUCAAGGGAUCAAGAGCCCGAUACCAAAUCCACAUCACUGACAUCGUCGACGGAGUCUAUAGCACGAUUGUCAGUAAAAGUAACGCCAAGAUUCACCACAAUCAAAGUGGACGAAUCGCAAUUGGGUGCCUCAGUUUCAAAGGAAGUCCAAAAUAAAUAACAGAAAAUGAGACAAUAAUUCACGUUAAAUUAAAUUUUAUUUUGUCAUUAUGUUUUUUUUUUUCUCGCAACUAACCGCUAUUUACACUUUGAAAAGUAUGUUAUUUUUUAUUAUUAUAGUAUUAUGUAAAUCAAAGUAUUAUUUUAUUCCGCUGUUAUGAUAGUGAAACUUUUAAUGUGCAUCAAAUGUGAGAUGGAAGCCAAAAUUAUUGAAAAUAACACAACGCUAUGAUAUUGCGUUCUAAAUGAA
Contarinia nasturtii (swede midge) is the source of this 6565-nucleotide messenger RNA. RefSeq names its product inositol hexakisphosphate and diphosphoinositol-pentakisphosphate kinase. The coding region runs from base 686 to 6316 and encodes 1876 amino acids. Gene Ontology annotation, cellular component: cytosol. NCBI's taxonomy places the organism in Eukaryota, Metazoa, Arthropoda, Insecta, Diptera, Cecidomyiidae. Gene Ontology annotation, molecular function: inositol hexakisphosphate kinase activity; diphosphoinositol pentakisphosphate kinase activity; 5-diphosphoinositol pentakisphosphate 1-kinase activity. The transcript has 22 exons. Gene Ontology annotation, biological process: inositol phosphate biosynthetic process; inositol metabolic process. The record is from RefSeq and is a predicted model, not a curated record.